Molecule: messenger RNA, 450 nt
Organism: Gongylonema pulchrum
Lineage: Eukaryota; Metazoa; Nematoda; Chromadorea; Rhabditida; Gongylonematidae
Source: the annotation of a GenBank genome assembly
AUGGGGCAGCGUGAAUCAUUCUCGGAAAUCGAUGUCCGAAAAAUCAACAAGUUGUAUAACUGUCCAUUGAAGCCGGACCAAAAAACUGUGCCAACGAAAAAACCGGAACGCAAGAACAUCGAUGAUGACUCCGACGAUGAAGAAUUUCCAACUCUGAAGCCAACCGGAAUACCAUUUAAAGUUAGAUUUUUCCAGAAACAACCAUUUGAUGAAAUCGAUUCGAUGUGGCAAAAUUUCAUUAAUCGACAUCAAAAUUUGAUCACAAGACCAAGAUUUUUUUACAAACCAAGAAUGCCCAAACCGCCCGAACAGCGGUUCUGGAUGCCCCAUGCUAGUGAUGUUACGGGGAAAAUGAUCUCUCACGCCGGACCCAGUUAUCCUAGGCCCUUCAGUCCUGAGCCUUUCGGGGGGCGAUGGAUUAAAAUAAGGCACAUAAUGAACCAAAGAUGA